Molecule: messenger RNA, 2781 nt
Organism: Ustilago hordei
Lineage: Eukaryota; Fungi; Basidiomycota; Ustilaginomycetes; Ustilaginales; Ustilaginaceae
Exons: 1
Coding region: 1-2781 (926 amino acids)
Biological process (GO): nuclear-transcribed mRNA catabolic process, nonsense-mediated decay
Cellular component (GO): cytoplasm
Molecular function (GO): RNA helicase activity
Source: RefSeq, a predicted model, not a curated record
AUGGAGGCUCUCGACAGCCAUAUAGCUACUACACAAUGGCCCUUCGGUCCAUCCCGGCCAGAAGAUCUCUACAGAGAUGCCUUUGUCGCACACCCUGAUCGCUUCGACUGGAGAAAGCGCUGCUGCGACGCCUCCAAAAAGACAAUUCUCUCGGGCUCAUCAUCAUCUCCUCUACAACGCAGAAGAGCAACGGUCUCUAUGGUCUCUGGCACUGAAAGCAAAGUAGCUGCCAAAGCCCGGCGUCUGGCUGAACGAAAGAUGGACGACCGAUCUUUGCGCAUCAGCAGAGAACAAGCGACGCAGCUUCUUCAUCGAAACGCAGAGCGUGAGCCUUUGCGACAAGCGGCCAAAGUCUAUCGCGACAAGUGGACCGAGCUCCUCGAUCAUGAACGCACACAAGAGCUCUCUGCAAUUGCCGAGAGACGGAAGGCGCCAAUCGACAAGCUCAUAGAGGAGGGCAUCGCCAUUGAUGGCUUGCAAGGUUAUUGGCAGGACAACAGCCGCCGUCAUUUCGGCAAAAAGGUUGCUGUGUUCAAGCUCGAUGCCGCUGAGCCUCUGCCUCGUACGCUCUUUUGUGCGGGAGACAAGGUCACAAUCAUGCCAUCCGCAGUUGCUUCGUCUUCUGCCAAGAGUGCAACGCCACCGCUGUUGGAGGACGACUACGUGAUCGAGGCUGAGGUGGUCGAGCGACAACGAAACUUCAUACGGCUCAAGUUCGACGAGAAUGACGAAGACAUCGAUCUUGUCUCGUGUCCUUCUUGGCGUCUGGAUUACGGCUUCAAUGAUCUUACCUUUGAGCGCAUCAAAAUUGCUUUGGAGGCUCUGGAACAUGAUGUGGAAUUCAUAGAGACCCACUACGGCUCCCGCUUCCAGUACAUCUUGUCCGGGACGCGGCUGAGCGAUGUUAUCCUCGGCAUCGAGCCGCCUGCUGAUAGAGUGACUAGAGGUGCUUUCUGGGAAGACGCCCGCGUGCAGAGCUGGUACGAUCGAUUCUCUUGUCGAGACCCCGUCAUCAUCGAUGGCGACCCGUUGCCUGAGCUCAACCGGUCGCAGACUCAAGCGGUCGCCAUGAUGCUGCGUGAGCGCGUCUCGCUCAUUCAAGGUCCACCAGGCACUGGCAAGACCCGCACCAUCGUAACUGCGAUCAAGCUGCUCAAACAAGACUUCCAGGUUCCUCAUCCGAUCAUGCUUGCUGCGCAUACGAAUGUUGCUGUGGACAACCUUGCGGAUGGCUGCAUCAAGGCUGGACUUCGUGUGGUGCGUAUUGGUCCUUCGGCACGCGCGCGAGCUGGCAUCGAUCAGUACACGCUCGACGCCUACUUCCUCCGCCAUCCCGCCAAGGCAAGGCUCGACCAGAUCAAGAGGCGUCUCGACACACUCGAUAGGCUCAAGAGCGACUACGAGAUGGGACGCAUGUCUGGCUCCGCCUCCUCAAAAGUUGCAAACAGGCUCUAUGAGAGUGUCGGUGCAGAUGGCGAGGCUGUUGCACAGUCAUGGAAGGACGUCAUGGCUGGGCGUAAAGAGGAGCGAGAUGCAACACAGAGUCAAGCUGGCGCUGCCUCGGUGGAAUACGAAGCUGUCAAGAAGCAGCUCAAUCGGCUCAAGGCCACCUACUUCUUCCUGCGCGCCUCGAUCCGUGGCGAGAUCCUCAACCGCGCCGAUGUGAUCUGCGGUUCCGCCAUCGCUGCCGGCUCGCCCGAACUCGACAUGAUCGAUCUUCCAGUCGUCUUCUUCGACGAGGCAUCGAUGGCCACCGAGCCCGUCUCGUUGGUGCCGCUGAUGAAGGGAUGUCGACAUCUGUCCAUCAUUGGUGACCACAAGCAACUUCCUCCUGUCGUGACUAGCGUCGAAGCCAAGCAGGGUGGACUAUCCCGCAGCUUGUUCGAGCGACUCAUCGAAAGUGGCCAGAACAUUCCAUCAACGAUGCUCAACGUCCAGUUCCGUAUGCAUCCCAGUCUAGCCGAGUUCCCCAACAAGGCCUUCUACGACGGCGCACUGCAGAACGGGAAGGGCACAGAACAGAUCGCGCCCGUUGAAUCUAGCUACUGGCGCACUCGCACUGCUGGUCAGAAGAAGAGCCAAGAUGCACAACGGCUCUGCUUUAUCGAUCACCAGGGUCGCGAGUCAAAAACGGAUAACUCUACGUCGCUGUAUAACACGUCAGAGGCACGAAUUGUCGUCGACGUUGUCGUCGACGUGCUUCGUCGUAACCCCCAGCUGACUGGUGAUGACAUUGGUAUUGUUACACCUUACGCCGGUCAGCAGAUCUUGCUGGAGAAGAUGCUGCAAAACGAACGAUCUGAUGCACGCAAGAAAGCCUCCUCUGCCAUUGGCGCACGAUCGUCUCAACUCGGAUUCAUCGACAUUCACACAGUUGACGGCUUCGAAGGACGUGAGAAGAAAGUCAUUCUCUUCUCGACAGUUCGUACCAACGCUCUGGGCUACGUUGGCUUCCUCGCUGACGGUCGAAGACUCAAUGUUGCUUUGACACGAGCUCAAAGUGCAAUGUUCAUCAUUGGCAACAUUGACACUUUCAAAAAGGCCCAGCUUAGCGAAGCCGCUUACAGUCGGGUGGAGAGUCCAAAUCUCGAGGCACUGCGCAACUACGCCGCGUAUUUGGAACAGCGAGACGCAGUGUUCAGUCACAGUAAGGGGAGUUUGCGGCUGUCGGAGGAGGUUGAGAAGGAAGAGGUUGUUGAGACUGAUGCUGCUGAUGGAGGAGAGACAGAUCCUGAUGCUACAGAUUGGCAGCACAUGGUCGCUGAGCGUGACACCGCCUGA